GAAUACCCCUUUCAUGCAUUCAGGGUUUUUCUUUUCUUUCAGUAAAAGCAGAUGACCUCCAAACUAUUAAGAGAGAGCUUUCUCAAAUCAAACACAAGGUUGACUAUCUGCUGGAGAGUCUGGACGGGAUGGAGAAAGACCACAGCAAGAAAUCCGAGGCGAAGAGUGUGAAGGCAGAAGUGAGUGAGGCUUCCUCCCUGCAGCAUUCCAGCAAGAAAGACAGAGAGAGAGAAGAGCAAGAGAUAAACGAUUCUGAGGAGGAGAGAGAUCUGUUGGAAGAAGAGGAGGAGGUUAAAAGCCAGGGAGGAGAGAAUGAAGAAGAGGAAGAAGAGGAGGAAGAGGGAGAGCAUGUGGAAGGGGAAGAUGAUGGUGACAGCGUUAAUGGCGACGACUCAUAAGCUGUUUUAAACACCAAGGAUACCAGACACACACUCAAAAUUCAGCCCUUUCAGUUCUUUUGAAAGGAUGAAGCCAGUCUUUAAAGGAUUUGUCUAUUAUGAUGUAAAUGCCUGCACUCUUAUAAUAACUGACACUACAAUUACAUCAGGUUCACUGAUGUCAGUUUAUUCUUAAUGUAAGCAUGACAACUUUUCAGGCUUUUGAAGUGUCCGAAACUAUUACAUUCUCCAGUUAUUCUUCAUCACUCUGACAAGAACCAGAGAGGUUUUUAUUUUUCAGAAUAUGAAGAAUAUGUCCAUUAUGCAUUCUCAGAGUAAAACUGGCCUGUUCCCUGUUUCCCUGUGUCUCUUACGGGAAUUUUCUUUCUGUGAACAAAGGUAAAAUUUGUAUUUUUAAAGGGAGAAACUUGAACGGCUCCUCUACAGAGAGACAACAAGCUUCCAUGAAACAUCUAUGUUUGUAUUUACUUGUCUUUUUUAUAUUGCCCUGUUUCAGAAUAAUUCUACAGGAAAAUUUCAAUAAAAUAUUAAAUUAAA
Megalobrama amblycephala (Wuchang bream) is the source of this 935-nucleotide messenger RNA. RefSeq names its product histone H3.v1-like. The transcript has 3 exons. Lineage: Eukaryota; Metazoa; Chordata; Actinopteri; Cypriniformes; Xenocyprididae. Bases 129 to 398 code for a protein of 89 amino acids. The record is from RefSeq and is a predicted model, not a curated record.